Molecule: messenger RNA, 1162 nt
Organism: Hibiscus syriacus
Lineage: Eukaryota; Viridiplantae; Streptophyta; Magnoliopsida; Malvales; Malvaceae
Product: ACT domain-containing protein ACR12-like
Exons: 10
Coding region: 33-923 (296 amino acids)
Cellular component (GO): chloroplast stroma; chloroplast thylakoid membrane
Source: RefSeq, a predicted model, not a curated record
UUGAUCAUUGAAAGUUUUUCAACCUCCAGUCCAUGGCGUUGUCUAAUUCCCUUUCCUUUCCUUCUUUUUCUUCUUCUAUUUCUCCCUUCGUCCACCGUCGUCCCACAGCUCCCGGUUCCGGCUUCGCACCUCUUCUCACUUCUCUUGAUCCCUCCAAAUUCCGCUUCAACUUUUCUGAGUGCGGCACUGAGGCCGAUUUCUCUGCAAGGAAGUACAUUGUUAAUGUUGCUAGCAGUGGUUUCAACUCGUUUAAUUCAUUUUCAUGGGAUUCUGACCAAGAUGAUGAUUGUAUUCCAAUGCCAAUUGUUUCGAUUGAUCAAGACUCAGAUCCAGAAGCAACAGUUGUGCAGCUGAGUUUUGGAGAUCGUCUGGGUGCUCUCAUUGAUACAAUGAGAGCAUUGAAAGAUUUGGGAUUAGAUGUUGCAAAGGGAACUGUUGUUACUGAAGGACUAGUCAAACAAACAAAAUUUUUCAUCACGCGAUCAGACAAUGGGCGCAAAAUUGAGGAUCCUGAUAUGUUAGAGAGAAUUCGACUCACCAUUAUAAACAAUCUUUUGAAGUACCAUCCAGAAUCUAGUGUGCUACUUGCUAUGGGUGAGGCUUUUGGAGUAAAGGCUCCAAAGAAGAAGCUUGAUGUGGACAUUGCUACUCGUAUACGUAUCAAGGAAGAUGGACCCAAGAGGAGCUUGCUUUCCGUAGAGACAGCAGAUCGACCUGGACUGCUGGUAGAGAUAAUCAAAGUCAUUGCUGAUGUCAACAUUGAUGUAGAAUCCGCAGAAAUUGAUACGGAGGGAUUAGUGGCGAAAGACAAGUUUCACGUUAGCUACAGAGGAGCACCUUUAAAUAGUUCCUUGUGUCAGGUGCUGGUGAAUUGCCUGCGUUAUUACCUUAGAAGGCCGGAAACCGAUAUUGAUAGCUAUUAGUACUUGAAGAUGUACCCUAUAAACCAAAUUCGUUGGUUCUCUUGUACCCAUUCCUAUGGGAGCUCAGGCUAUCAAAACUUUCUCUCUCUAGAUAUAUAGGUUCAUGUUGCACAAUGAGUUCUGGGAUGUUUCUCGAAACUUCACACACACUUAGGCGACCUGCAUCCCAUAUGAAACUAAACGUUGUUUACAAAAAUUCGUCCUUUGGAUAUAUGAAAACAGUCCAUUCUCUUCUCCGA